Messenger RNA from Diorhabda carinulata, 831 nucleotides. RefSeq names its product glutathione S-transferase-like. Bases 141 to 755 code for a protein of 204 amino acids. Gene Ontology annotation, biological process: glutathione metabolic process. The record is from RefSeq and is a predicted model, not a curated record. The transcript has 5 exons. Lineage: Eukaryota; Metazoa; Arthropoda; Insecta; Coleoptera; Chrysomelidae. Gene Ontology annotation, molecular function: glutathione transferase activity.
AAAUAGUAUGCCAAGAGUUGGCAACUAUGUAAUUGCCAUGUAGUUAUAUAUACAUAAGUGUGAACGUUAUUAAAAAAGUUUAUUGAUACGAGAAGAGGCUGUGUUGCAUUGAAACCCUUAGAAAUUUCUAAUUAAUAAUCAUGGCUCCGCAAUACAAACUUACUUAUUUUAAUAUAUCUGCUCUGGGUGAACCCAUCAGAUUCUUGCUGAGUUAUGGAAAUAUCGAUUUCGAAGACGUUCGUAUUGAAAGAGAACAAUGGCCAUCUUUAAAAUCGACUACUCCAUUUGGUCAACUACCACUUUUUGAGCAUAAUGGUAAAGUGGUUAAUCAAUCCAUGGCUAUUGCAAGAUACUGCGCCAAAUUGGUUAAAUUAACAGGAAGCAAUGAUUGGGAGGACUUGGAAAUUGAUUCUGUUGUUGAUACUAUAUCCGAUUUACGAUCAAAAAUUGCUGAAUUCCAAAAAGAACAAAAUGAAGAGUUGAAGGCAAGCAAAAAGAAACAGGUCAUUGAAGUUACUAUCCCAUUUUACAUUGAAAGAUUAGAGGCGAAAGUCAAAGAUAACGAUGGAUAUUUGGCUUGUAAAAAAUUGACAUGGGCAGAUUUGUACUUUGUGGCCCUUUUGGACAUGGUGAACGUGAGAGUAGGAAAAAAUAUAAUAGAAAAUGCUCCAAGCCUACAGAAACUUAGAGAAAAAGUAUUGGCUCUUCCUGGUAUCAAAGCCUGGAUAGCAAAACGCCCAAAGGAUCGUGUUUAAAUGAAUAUGAUUAAACAUGUUUAUUGUUUGAUGUUAAUGUAAAAUAAACAUUUUUUUUCGUUGUAUUUUUUACAAA